AUGAGCUUUUACUUAGGAAUCCUAUUAAUAAAAAUCAUCAGUCAAGUGACACACAAAUAAAACACAAGAAUGAGAGAAAAUAACAAUGCUCAAUAAAGAGAAUUGUUGAUAAAAUAAAAAGUAAUUUAAAAACAUCUGAAGGUUUUUAGAAUUUUAGAAAUUAUCCUAUCAUGGAGGGGAAAUUUGUAUCUAACAUCCAAGAAAGGUAACAUGUUUACACAUUUAAGAAGAUCAUAUUUGAAUUUAUUUUUAGAAUAUUUUAAAAAUAGAUGCGAAAUUAAAAUCUAAUAAAAAAUUUUAAGUAAUCUAUCAUGAAUACAAUAAUUUAUAAAAAGAAAGGAUUUUGA
Paramecium sonneborni is the source of this 347-nucleotide messenger RNA. The record is from the annotation of a GenBank genome assembly. Lineage: Eukaryota; Ciliophora; Oligohymenophorea; Peniculida; Parameciidae.